Molecule: messenger RNA, 1125 nt
Organism: Aphanomyces astaci
Lineage: Eukaryota; Oomycota; Saprolegniomycetes; Saprolegniales; Verrucalvaceae
Product: malonyl CoA-acyl carrier protein transacylase
Exons: 5
Coding region: 14-1015 (333 amino acids)
Biological process (GO): fatty acid biosynthetic process
Molecular function (GO): [acyl-carrier-protein] S-malonyltransferase activity
Source: RefSeq, a predicted model, not a curated record
GUCUGAUCGAUUGAUGAUGGCAAGGCGACGAUGGACGUCGCUUGUGUUCACGGGGCAAGGGAGCCAACGCGUGGGGAUGCUGCAGGACCUGCUGGACCAAUGGCCUCAGCAUGUGAAUCCUCUUCUGGAGGAGGCCGAAGCUGCCAUGAAGCGCAAUCUGAAGACGCUUAUGCUGCAAGGGCCGCAGGAUGCGCUCACCAACACGUCCAUCGCGCAGCCUGCAAUAUUGACUCACUCGACGGCUGUGCUGCGCAUCCUCCAGUGGGAAGCGGACUUUGACGUGGCGUCCGAAGUGCACAGUGUACUGGGACAUUCGCUUGGACAGUUCACGGCGCUCGUCGCCGCGGAAGCGCUUUCGUUCCACGACGCCAUCGACUUGGUGCACUUUCGAGGCAACGCCAUGACCAAAGCUAUAGCCGGCUCCGAUAAAGGCGCGAUGGCCGCGCUGUUUCCCGUGGAUCCUGCAGUUGCCAAUGACAUUUGCCACUCGGUGCACGAGUCCACGGGUUUAGUGUGUUCUGUGGCCAACUACAACUCGUCCAAGCAGACGGUCAUCAGUGGUCACUUUGCUGCCGUCGAGGCUGCGGUGGCCGCCGCCAAGUCGCGCAAGGUCCGCCGCGCCGUCCUGUUGGAUGUGAGCGCGCCAUUCCAUUGCGCCCUCAUGCAACCUGCCGCGGACGCCCUCGCGGCGCAUCUCAAUACGAUCACAUUCCGACCGCCCAUUGUGCCUGUGGUGUGCAACGUGUCGGCGGUGGACAUGCCAGGCACAGACGCCGACGCCAUGCGCGCCGCUUUGACCGCCCAAGUCGUCCAGCCCGUGCGAUGGAGCGAUUCGGUCGACCUGUGCAUACAUCGAACCGCACCAAACGACCACACCACGUUCCUGGAACUGGGUUAUGGCGGCGUCCUCACUGGAUUGAUUCAGCAGCAUGCACCGACAGCUGCUACCUGCACAUCGAUGGGAACCGCCGACGACGUGCGCAAGUGGAUCGCGGCGAGGGAGUUGGAAGCAUAGAAUGUCCGUGGGAAAAACAUCAUAACGAGGAUUACGUUGAGGAUAGGCACGCAUAUAUGUUGCGAGAAAAGGUCGAUUAACAUGGAGUAUAUACCAGCGAUGCCAACCAA